This is a messenger RNA of Sesamum indicum (sesame), 1155 nucleotides long. The record is from RefSeq and is a predicted model, not a curated record. Lineage: Eukaryota; Viridiplantae; Streptophyta; Magnoliopsida; Lamiales; Pedaliaceae.
UCAUCUUGUGAAUACCAUUUAUAUAAACCCAACUCCCACCUCUCAAGAAUUGAGGCCCUCCCACCAGAAAACGUUGUCUUUGGUUCUGCUUUCCAUGGAUUGUGUAAAAACUGAAUUUGAUGAUUUGUGCAUAACUGAAGACACAAACAACGCGAGUAGGAUGGAUAAGAGGAAGCACAUUGAUGCUCAAGAUGAUGAUGAUGAUGAUCAGGACCGCAAGUACAUAUCCAAGAACCUCAAUGCUGAGAGAAGGCGGCGCAAGAAACUCAGCGAUCGACAACUAGAGCUUCGCUCCUUAGUCCCAAUUAUCACCAAUGCAAGAACUCAAAACCCCUUUAAUUAUUUACAUUUCCUAUUUGGUGUUGUUUCCAUAAUAAUGAAAUAAAUUGUUCCAUAACUGAGAAAGUCUGUUGAUUUAGAUGAACAAAGCAACCAUAAUUACUGAUGCAAUCACUUACAUUGAAGAGCUACAAAAAUCUGUGGAAGACCUCACUGACCAACUACACCAAAUGGAGGCAACUUCUGUUGCUGAGGAGAACCCCAACUUCAAAGAGAUUGAUGCAGAACAAGGGAUGAACAAAUGGGGAUUAGCACCGGAAGUUCAGGUAAACCACAUCGGUGGGACUAAGUACUGGAUUAAGAUUGUAUUCCAGAAGAAGAGAGGGGGGCUUACUAAACUAAUGGAAGCUAUCAGUGUGUUAGGAUUUGAUAUCACGGAUACAAGCAUUACCACCUCUGAUGGAGCAGUUCUUGUUACUUUGUCUGCAGAGGGAAUUCACGGUGGACUGUCCGAAGCUGACAAGAUCAAAAAGUUCCUCCUAGAGGUUAUUGGUAACAUCUAGAUAAGUUACCAUUCACAACUUGACAUCAUUGAAUCAUUGAUCCUGACAACAACCAAUAAGGAUGUUUGAAGAUGGAGUUCCAUGUACGCGGGAUGUGCUCACAAUAGUACUCAGUUUGCCGGAAGCUGACACAUUGAUGCAUUGGGUCAUUAAUUUUCAACAGGACCAUUUUAUUCAUCAAUUUUUCACAACUAAAAGAAUUUAAUGAAGUCUCCUUCAUCUUCAGUUAGCUUACGACUGUAAUCAAGAAUUCAUGAUUUUUUAUUUUAGCAGCAUUCAAACUGCUCCAUUCAUGUGAACCACAGUGCUGAUU